UCGUCAGAUGCAUCGGUCGCAUUCUCCGUAGCGGAAAUACGGGAAAAAGUUGGUCAAUUGUAAAAAGUGGUUCCUGUAACAGAUAUAACAAGCUUCGUCUUCUACGUUCGUUAAUAUGACCGCUAACGACACUCAGGAUAACGUUGAGCCGCUAUUCAAAAUCGAAAACAACGUGUUAAAAGGGAAACUGUCAUCAUGUGACACUCAGUUCAGCAGCGUGGGGAAAUUGUUGCUCGACACUUUGAGGAGCAAUCCGGAUGUUAUUGGACAAGUGGACACGAUCACAGGUGCCAAGGACUCUUUCGCGAACAUCGCGGAUCGCGCAGUGAGAUGCGCGCUUUGGAUGCAAAAACAAGGGGUAGGAAAAGGCGAUAUCGUAACAAUUUCCUCGCACAAUCAUCUCGACGCUAUUGUUCCCUUCUUGGCUGCGCUUUUCCUCGGCGCCAUUGUCAAUCCGUGGGACUACGAGAUGAAUAUUCAAUUGGCGCGUCAUUUCAUGACAUUGGUACAGCCGAAAGUGAUCUUCGCGAACGAGAAAUCGGCUGGAGUGGCGAUGGAGGCAGCGAAGAUCGAGUUUUUCCACCCGAUAAUGGUAUCUUUCGGCGAUUAUCUAGGAACGACGUCGAUCUCGGAGAUAUUGAAGGGCCACGAUAAAUCUGCGGUGGAUCAAUUUUCAUGCAACGAAGUCGAAGAUUCUUCGAAAACAGCGCUGAUCUUGUUCUCUUCUGGAACCACCGGUUUGCCAAAGGGUGUUCAGCUGCCGCAGAGAGCGUUGCUGAACAUGUUGCAAAGACGCGACAGCGUUAAUCUCAGUGCUCAUCUACCUCUGUGGUUCAGCUCUCUGUACUGGGUCAGUGCAUCGCUGCUUAUUCUUACCAGCCUUUACUCUCGCUCCACGAGAAUCCUCGCGCCAGAAUUCGACGAGAAGACAACCUGCGAAAUUGUCGAGAAAUUUCAGGUCACGUGGAUGCUGCUGAGUACCAGUAUGUCGAAUCGAUUUGCUCGUUUCAAUCGUUUGCACGACUAUAAUCUUUCCAGUCUAAAGAUUCUUUUCACCGGGGGCGCUUCGUUGAAUAAAGAAUCUCAAGAUUUGCUGAGGAAACAGUUGCCACAUACGACAAUUUUGCAGGCAUACGGUAUGACCGAGCUUGGCGGACUAGUUUCUUCACAAUUAGCAAACUCCAGCAGCGGAUCCUGCGGUGUGGUGAACGCAAAUUGUGAAAUAAAAAUCGUGGAUCCCGAAACUGGGAAGAUGUUGGGUGCGAACCAAAAUGGCGAACUCUGCGCGAAGUCAGCGACUAUGAUGACUGGUUAUUACAAGAAUCCUGAAGCUACGAAGAACAUCAUGGACAAGGAUGGAUGGUUGCACUCGGGGGAUUUAGGUUACUACACCGACAAUGGAGAAAUAUUCAUCGUGGACAGAUUGAAGGAAAUCAUUAAAUACAGAGGACAACAAAUAACGCCAAAUGUUAUUGAAAAUCUCCUGCAAUCUCACCCUGCUGUCUUAGAAGUGGCAGUGGUUAGUAUACCUCAUCCUACGGAUGACGAACAUCCUAUUGCAUUCGUUAGCAAAGUAAACGAUAAAGACGUUACCGCGGAAGAAUUGAUGCAAAUGGUCGCGAGUAACCUAAUGGACCACUACAAACUACGCGGCGGAGUAAAAUUUUUGCCGAAACUUCCUCAUACGCAUUCCGGGAAAAUUUCAAGGAAGGAACUUAAAGCAAUUGCGAAAUCGCUCGCGGUUCACUGAAUUAAUUUCAGAUAAAUUAUAACAGUACAAACAACGGGGUAUGCGUUACGUGUUUCAUGAAAGUAUCGCUGUUUUUUUUUUUCUAUUUUUACCGACAGGACAAAGUAGAAGUAGUAUUAAUCUGAAGAAAAAUAGAGAAGAAAUUAUUGAGAAAAAUUUGAUAUUUUAGAUCUGUCUAAUUGUAUAUGAACGAAAGGUGCUAUUAUGUUGCAGUAUUGUGAGAAAAGAAGGGAAGGACAAUUGUACAAAAAGGAAUAUGUAUGUUACCGGUAAAAUGUACAAUCUAGGUAAUAUUUAAACGAUUUCAAAAUGUUAUUUCAUACUUUGCUUAGGUAACAUAAAUAUUACCAACUCUAAGAUUAAUACUUCGUAUGAAUAACGAAGAAUACAAAGAAAC
Molecule: messenger RNA, 2147 nt
Organism: Habropoda laboriosa
Lineage: Eukaryota; Metazoa; Arthropoda; Insecta; Hymenoptera; Apidae
Product: 4-coumarate--CoA ligase 1-like
Exons: 8
Coding region: 116-1750 (544 amino acids)
Biological process (GO): long-chain fatty acid metabolic process; fatty-acyl-CoA biosynthetic process
Molecular function (GO): long-chain fatty acid-CoA ligase activity
Source: RefSeq, a predicted model, not a curated record